AUGGUGCGGAAAGCGGACAACAAUGCCGAGGCUGACGCAGAAGAGGACGACGCCGGCGCGAAACGUGCUCCGGAUGACGCACCGGUCACGCGCGAGGAUCUGAAUAGCAUGAGGGAGCUCCAUGAAGCCACGGCACGUGCGAUUGCAAGGCUGGAGACAUCUUUCCUUGCGAAACCCAAGGAUGACAUCAACAAUAAGAAGAGGAGGAGGCGAAAGCGCGGCUCCGGCAAGGGAAAGCGCCAGAAGGCGCGGCGGUCACGCUCCACGUCCGAGACAGCGUCCGAUGAGGAGGGGGGCUUCGACGACGAGAACGAGGGCCACCUUCGACACUCAACAUCUGCCAUUAUGCAGGAGCCGCUCGACCUCCUCCCGACCGACAAAGGCUGGAAGGCUCGCACCGAGCUGUUCAUUCGGCGCUCCAACUCGCAGUUGGCGUUCUACCCCAGCAGCGCAGCCAAGACAUGGGCCAUUUGCGCAGUCGUGGAUAACCUGACUGUGAGCUAUGCAAGCGUUGCUCUCGCGGCGUGCAAGGCACGUCGGAUCGACCUGAACAGGUCGUUCAGCGACUGGAAGACUGGUGCGGCAGGGAGAGUCCGCGACAUCUCGCUGCCUAGGAUUGGACUGUUCCGCCACGACCGAGACAUGAAGAGUCCCUGGGCGACACGGGCCAGGCGCACCCUGUCCCGAAUCCGAGAUAGGGUCGGCCUUGGAGACAUGCCGGCAGGUAAGCUGGCACUGUCUCAUUGGAGUUGCGACCGUGACGGGAUGCCGUUCGCGUUUGGGGCGUUUACAGCAUGCGCGCGGGCGGCGUUCAAGCCAAGGAUGGUGAACGGGACUGUGACACUGAAGCUAUACCACGUGGCAUGGCUAGAGCACGUGGUACGCCGGCACUGUGCAGCUUUACAGGGUUUAAAAUAUCAGGGAGAGAGUCCUCAUGCGCGCCUGUAUGUGGAUUGCCGUGCGCAGGUGACAGAUGCAGUCAAGCACUGGGAGGCUCGCCAGGGUCGCUUCUACAACUCCGCAAGCACCAACGCGCAGAUCGUGGACGGCCUCCACGUCAUCGUACAGGCAGCGGUUAGGGGGGCCAUCGCGGAUUUCCAGCCCGCCUAUGACGAGGCGUCCCAGAGCUGGGCGUGGGGCCGCCAUGGUCUGCGCAUCUCGGCGGACGGCAUCGCGGCUGCCGACGUAGUGACCGCGGAGGCAAGCGUCAGUCGCGGGUCUCGGCAGGCAUAA
Closterium sp. NIES-65 is the source of this 1233-nucleotide messenger RNA. NCBI's taxonomy places the organism in Eukaryota, Viridiplantae, Streptophyta, Zygnematophyceae, Desmidiales, Closteriaceae. The record is from the annotation of a GenBank genome assembly.